AUGCCUCCAAAUUUUUUUCAAAAACCCGAAACGGCACUCAAACGUGCUCAUGAACUUAUUUCUGUUGGCAAGGAGAUGGAUGCAUUAGAAACGCUCCACGAUACCAUAAAGUCGAAACGUCACAAGCAAUGGACGAAAACACACGAAGCAAUUAUGUUGAAGCAUAUGGAACUUUGUGUUUCAUUACGACGUCCACAUGUGGCCAAAGAUGCUCUUUUUCAAUAUAAAACACUUACUCAACAGGUUGCCAUUAAAUCUCUUGAAACAGUUAUACAACGGUUUCUGGAGCUUGCACAGCAGAAAACAGAAGAAGCGCAGAAGACUUCCAUUGAGAAAGUUGAAGAAAUUGAUGAUUUGGAUCAAGCCGAUGCUCCUGAAAAGUAUGUUUUCUUCAGUAUUUUAUAUAU
Messenger RNA from Cercopithifilaria johnstoni, 407 nucleotides. The record is from the annotation of a GenBank genome assembly. NCBI's taxonomy places the organism in Eukaryota, Metazoa, Nematoda, Chromadorea, Rhabditida, Onchocercidae.